AGUUGAUUGAGAUCAUUAUGCAAUUUUGGGAUUUUUAUUGUUUUUACAUUAUUUUAAAUUUAUGUGUAUCUUAUGUACACAGAAAAUCAGCUGAUUUGUUAUAGAUAAGCCAUUCUAAUUCAUUUUUUAGGCUUCCUAUUGUAUAUGGUCAGCAGGUGCAGAGCUAGAAACCUGAAUACGGGCUUUUGCUCAACUAGUUUAUUUGUGUUAAAAGAGUAUUAGGUUUGUGAGCCCUCACCAGGUGAUGUUUGCCUCACUGCUUCCGAGUAUAUCUCCGGAUUUGACGAACUGAUGUAAUCUAUGAAAGCUUGACUCGCUAUAACAUAUUAUCUCUCCUCUUGAUUUUUGCAUCGAGAAGUUAAAAUCGCCUUUGACAUCGAUCAUCUGUUUGACAUCGAUCAUCUGUUUGUAUUAGUUGUGCAUGAUUCUGAUACAUUUGAAUGGUACAACAGUGUCUUGACGCACUGAAGCGAAAGUUACCAUGACGGAAAAUUUGGAUGACAUAAUAAACCACUCAAAUGGUUACAAGGACUCUAAGCCUUUAGUCUUUCCGAAAAAAGAUCUGCUUGAUUCAAGUGGUUACGAUGGCACUAAAGACUCUUUGGCGUGUGAAACAAAAGAGAGGAAUGAAUUCCGGAAUGUUCAGGAACUUGAUGACUCUGCAUUUUCUGAAGAUAUUUCAAGAAGUAACAAACACGAAAUUAGAGCUUCACCUCUGAAGAAUGAUGAUCUGAAUGAAGGCCUGCCUAAUUUAACUUCUUGCAACAGAAACGGAAAUCCUUUUGCAUGUGAUACAGAAGAUCGAGGUCACCCCUGGAGUAUUCCAGAUUUCGUUGAUGAUGAAGAAAAGGGAGCCGUAGUCUCUAAUGCACAAUUUACCUCUCUUUCAGAAUUGUUUGAUACAGACACUUAUUUAUAUACUGAUAAGGGUGUCGUGGAAUGCAAAUUUCCAGAAUCGACAAUUUGCUACAAAGAGAGUAACUAUAACAUUAUGAAAGACAUAUGCAUGGAUGAGGGUGUACCUCUCAUGGAUAAAAUUGUAACUGAAAGCAGGAAAGAUGAUCAGCCUAGAAACACAGCAGACGAGUCCAAAGCUUCAUCAGUUGAAAGUACCUUCAAAAUUUCCGCAGAUAAUCAUACAACUGAAGAAGAUGAGGGUACUAAAUCACUUGUUCCAAAUGGUUUAAACCCCUUCUUGGAUGAUAAUACGAGCAAAGAUGCUGAUAAGGAUUCUUAUCGGGAGGAUGUGAUGGAGAUUUCUGGAUCAAAAUGUACUACAACGGAAAAAGCUACUAACAUAUCAGAAAAAGAACCCGACAAUCAGAAUUCUAAAGAAUCUAACUUUGAUGUCGAUCAAUCAGCAAAGCAGCCUGAUCAGUUUCUUGAACUGCAGAUGCAUUCUUCUGUAGUAGCUUUGAACAGCCAAAAUGCAGUCUCGGCAGCUGAUGAAACAAACAAUAAUGGGCCAGCUAGCAACAUCUUUAACAAUAGCAAGUCGGAAGCUGGAGCUGUUACUCGUGACUUCAACUUGACCGAACUGGCUUUAAGUAGCAGCGUGGCGAAAGUGGCCAAAAACUUGCCUGAACAAUCCAUUAAAUUAGAGGCCGUCUCCAGUCAAAAGGACGGGAAGUCUGAUAGCUUUUCAGCUACUAGUCAAGUUCAUUUUUCUAAUAAUGUGGACUCCAUCGACCCCCAAAAUGUGGCUAAUCACGAGGAUAAGAACUCUGGUAAUAUCCCCCUGGGUGGUCAUGGUCAUUUUGCAGAUGGAGAGGCAAGUUUUUCCGCAGCGGGGCCUGCAUCUGGUUUGAUUACUUACUCAGGUCCUAUAUUACAUUCGGGUAACGUCUCUCUUCGGUCAGAUAGCAGCACAACCAGUACCAGAUCAUUUGCCUUCCCAGUCUUGCAAUAUGAAUGGAACAGUAGUCCAGUAAGAAUGGCAGAGGGAGAAAGGCGGAAACACAGGAGUUGGAGGCAAAGCCUUCUCUGUUGUAAAUUCUAAGUCCUAUUAUUUCAUUUUUGUAGGGUAGUUAGUUAAAAAAUAUACAUCAUUUAAAAUCCAAAAUCAUGAUCCAUUGUAAGUAUAUAUAUUGAUACUCUUAGGAAUGGUAUGUCAUUGGUGGUAGGUAUAGAGGGCUCUAUGAGUUAGUUUGCUUAAAGAGUGGAGGCAGUGAAAUGUAAACCCUUAAAUUUUUGUUUUCCUUAUAUGCUAUCUAUGAUAUAAUCAUUUAGCAAUAAAUUCCUAGUUUGUUAAA
This is a messenger RNA of Lycium ferocissimum, 2252 nucleotides long. RefSeq lists its product as uncharacterized. The coding region runs from base 482 to 1999 and encodes 505 amino acids. Lineage: Eukaryota; Viridiplantae; Streptophyta; Magnoliopsida; Solanales; Solanaceae. The transcript is spliced from 5 exons. Gene Ontology annotation, biological process: regulation of asymmetric cell division. The record is from RefSeq and is a predicted model, not a curated record.